Epinephelus moara (kelp grouper) is the source of this 1335-nucleotide messenger RNA. RefSeq names its product hydroxyacyl-coenzyme A dehydrogenase, mitochondrial-like. Gene Ontology annotation, molecular function: (3S)-3-hydroxyacyl-CoA dehydrogenase (NAD+) activity; NAD+ binding. Gene Ontology annotation, biological process: fatty acid beta-oxidation. The record is from RefSeq and is a predicted model, not a curated record. Gene Ontology annotation, cellular component: mitochondrion. The transcript has 8 exons. The coding region runs from base 55 to 984 and encodes 309 amino acids. Lineage: Eukaryota; Metazoa; Chordata; Actinopteri; Perciformes; Serranidae.
CCCGAGUGCCGGAACCUGUUAUUGUCCUGAGGUCUAGCAGCACGCUGACACAUCAUGGCUUUCUUCAUUCACCAGAUCUGCAGAGGUUUUUCCUCUUCAGCUGUCAGGAAUGCCGUUAUUAAGCAUGUAACAGUCAUUGGAAGUGGGCAGUUGGGUGCAGGAAUUGCACAGACUGCAGCAUCAACUGGCCACUCAGUGGCGCUGGUGGACAUAAAUGACGACAUCCUCAAAAAGGCUAUCAAAGGAAUUGAAGGGAACCUUAAAAGAGUGGUGAAGAAGAAGUUUGCUGAUCAGCCAGAGGCAGGUGAGGAGUUUAUUCAGAUGGUCAUGCAGAAUGUGUCAACAUCAACAGAUGCGGAGUCUGUAGUUCAGGACACGGAUAUUGUGGUGGAGGCCAUUGUGGAAAAUCUAAAAAUCAAACAGGAUCUCUUUGGUUGGCUUGACAAGCUGGCACCAGCACUCACAAUCUUUGCCAGCAACACAUCCUCCAUUCCCAUUACCGACAUUGCCAGCUCCACCAGCAGGUUGGAUAGAUUCGGUGGCCUUCACUUUUUCAAUCCGGUCACCAUCAUGAAGCUUGUAGAGGUCAUCGCAACCUCAGAAACAAGCCAAGAGACUUUAGAUUCCCUCCUAAACUUCAGCAAAAGUCUUGGAAAAAUACCAGUGUCCUGCAAGGAUACACCUGGAUUCAUUGUAAACCGCCUAUAUACUCCCUACCUAGUGGAUGCCAUGAAGCUGCAUGAGAGGGGUCACGGAUCCAUAGAGGACAUCGACACCGUCAUUAAACUUGGUCUUGGGAAUCCCAUGGGACCCUUUGAGCUCAUGGAUCAUAUCGGACUAGACACUAUGAAGUCCAUCAUUGAUAGUCUUCAUGUUGCGAUUCCUGACCACCCACUCUUUACCCCACCUGAACUGUUCACCAAAAUGGUUGCAGAGGGCAAAUUGGGCAGAAAGACAGGAGAGGGAUUCUACAAGUACAAGUAAUUUACUCAGAAAACAAGCCAUCCAGCACUGAUAAAAAACAGUGCUUGUGCCUUCUAUAAUUCCUAACUUCUCACUUUAACUUGUAACUUUGUCUUUAAUUGCUUUAGUUGGCUCUAGUUCUUUUUUUCUAUUUACCUUUACUCGUAUACUUGCUGUACCUCUUAUUUUGUUUAUCUGAAAUUAUUUCAAUUUCUUGUCCUGCUGCAACAUCUGAAUUUUUCCUCUGGGGAUAAAUAAGGCUUACCUUGUCUUAUCAAGAUUGGCUUUUAUCUGUCAUUUCAUUAUCUUAUGCAUGUCCACUGAAUGACUUCUUUUGUGAUAGAAGAUUAUAGAUUAAAUCUGACUGAAUUA